AUGUCAGAGCAUAGUCCACUUCUUGCGAAUGGUGACGAGCACUCGUACAGUGGCUUAAGCAACGAUGACCGCUUUUAUAUGGGCGUAGACAAGCGUUCGCUGCUGGAUACUGGUGAGGCGGGUCUUAGUACUGUCGAAGCCACGCGCCGUCUUAAAAUUUUUGGGCCAAAUGAACUUGAAAGCAAGGAAAAGAGUCCAUGGCUCAAGCUUGCAGAACAAUUUUGGGGUCCUAUGCCCAUUAUGAUCUGGCUUGCUAUUCUAGUCGAGGCGAUUACCAAAGACAUACCCGAUUUCUUUGUUCUGCUCUUCCUUCAGCUACUUAAUGGUACUGUUGGCUGGUACGAGGAACUAAAGGCUGGCAAUGCUGUCGCUGCACUCAAAGCAAGUCUCAAACCCGAGGCGCAAGUCAUUCGUGAUGGUGUGCACCAGACAAUCAAUGCAGCGCUGCUUGUACCCGGCGACCGCAUCACACUAUCAGCCGGUUCAGCCGUGCCAGCCGAUUGCGAUUUGUGCGAAGGAAAUCCUGUACAAAUUGACCAAGCGGCAUUGACUGGUGAAUCGUUUCCUGUGACUAUGACAACUGGUGACAAUGCCAAGAUGGGGUCCACCGUCGUACGUGGUGAAAUUGAAGCGGUUGUGUCGGCUACCGGUGGUCAGACAUUCUUUGGUAAGACUGCGAGUCUCAUUUCGUCUGUGGACGAAGUAAGUCACUUUCAAAAGAUUUUGAUUCGCAUCACAAUGUUUCUCAUGGCUAUUUCAUUUGUCCUCGUUGGCUUUUGCCUCGGGUACCUCAUUUACAAUGGCGAAGAUUUUCUUGAAGCAAUCGCUUUUUGUGUUGUUUUACUUGUAGCAUCGAUUCCUAUUGCCAUGCAAGUUGUAUGCACGUCGACUAUGGCUUUAGGAUCUCGGAAAUUGGCAGAAGAAAAGGUCAUUGUGACCCAACUCCAAUCGAUUGAGACUCUUUCUGGGAUGAAUAUGUUGUGUUCCGACAAAACGGGUACUCUGACACGUAAUAAGAUGGAAUUGCAAGAUGAUUUACCAAUUUUCCACCCAACUGCUACACGUGAAGAGGUGCUCAUUACUGCAGCGCUUGCUGCCAAGUGGAAAGAACCUCCCAAGGAUGCACUGGAUACUCUGGUUUUGAAUGCCAUCGACUUGCGUCCACUUGACCAGUACACAAUGAUGGACCACAUGCCAUUCGACCCAUCCGUGAAGCGUACUGAAUCCAUGAUUCGUGGUCCAGACGGUAAAGUUUUCAAGGUCACAAAAGGUGCACCACAGAUUAUUUUAGCUCUGGCUCACAACGUGACUGAGAUCCAAGAAGAGGUGGAAGUGAAAGUAUUGGACUUGGCCAAGCGUGGUAUUCGUUCACUUGCGGUAGCUCGCACGUCGGAAGAAGAGGCAAAUGGAGGAUGGGUAUUCCUUGGAAUCAUGACGUUCCUAGACCCUCCUCGUCACGAUACAAAGCGGACGAUUGAACUGGCUCAUGAAAAUGGCAUUGGUGUCAAGAUGAUCACUGGUGACCAGGCUGCUAUUGCUGUCGAAACUUGUCGUAUGCUCGGAAUGGGAACGACAAUCUUAGGAACCGAUGUUUUGCCCACAGCUAACGUCCAGGACGGACUAUCGACAACGUUAGGAUCCGACUACGGUGCAAUCGUAGAAAGUGCCGAUGGAUUUGCCCAAGUGUUUCCAGAACAUAAGUUUUUAAUCGUGGAAGUGUUGCGCCAGCGUGGAUGGGUCUGUGGUAUGACGGGAGAUGGUGUGAAUGACGCUCCUGCUCUCAAGAAGGCGGAUGUUGGAAUUGCAGUCGAAGGCUCGACGGAUGCUGCACGAGCGGCCGCUGAUAUUGUACUUACACAACCAGGUCUUUCGGUUAUUAUUAAUGCCAUCACUCUGUCACGAAAAAUUUUCCAGCGUAUGCGCAAUUACGUGACGUACCGUAUUGCGUGCACAAUCCAGCUACUCAUGUUCUUUUUCAUAUCCGUGCUUCUAUUCCAUCCAGACAGUUGCCGUUUCCAGCACUUUGUUCCUCGCGUUGGCGAGUGCCCGUAUGUUCAAAAUGAAAGCACGGAGUCUGUGGAUCCGUACUUCAAACUGCCAGUCAUUGCGCUUGUACUCAUUACAAUCCUGAACGACGGUACGAUCAUCUCUAUUGCCUACGAUAAUGUCGUGCCUUCCAAGCGCCCAGAGACGUGGAACUUGCCGCGUAUCUAUUGGGUAUCAACAACGCUUGGUCUCAUUGCCGUUGCAAGCUCACUGCUGCUACUCUUUUGGGGUCUUGACUCGUGGAACAAGAAUGGAAUCCUCGCUUAUUUUGGAGUUGGAGACCUUCCGUAUGACCAAGUGAUGAUGAUGAUGUAUCUCAAGAUCUCUUUGUCCGACUUUAUGACGGUCUUUACAGCUCGUACCGCAGGUCUCUUCUUCACGCGUGCUCCUGGACGUCUUUUGAGUGUUGCAGCAUGCUUUGCUACCGUUGUGUCGACGCUUCUAGCUGUAUUCUGGCCGUUUACGGAAAUGCAAGCCAUUUCAUUUAAGCUGGCAGGUUUUGUCUGGGUCUAUUGUCUCUGCUGGUUCUUUAUUCAAGAUCUCGGCAAGGUACUCUUGAUCUUUUUACUUGAGCAUGCGGACCACAUGAACGUGUUUGAGCAAAAAGUCAGCAGCAAGAAGUAUGUUAAGCACGAAGCACAGCGCCAGAAUCGUAUUCGUAUGGGUUCAACCCUGUUGAACAAUGAUUCGUUCAUGCGUGGGUCGUUUGUGGCUGGUCGUCCUGUUGGAACUUCGUUUGUGGAACGUAGCAUGACCCUCGAACAGGCGAUGGACCGCCUUGUGCGUCUUGAGGCUGAAGUGAGGGUCAUUCGGGCUGUGCUGCAGAAUGCAUCGGUUGCAGAUAAAAGAAAUAAAUUUUGCGUUGUUUCAAAAUAG
Messenger RNA from Plasmopara halstedii, 2922 nucleotides. Its product is annotated as plasma-membrane proton-efflux p-type atpase. NCBI's taxonomy places the organism in Eukaryota, Oomycota, Peronosporomycetes, Peronosporales, Peronosporaceae. Gene Ontology annotation, biological process: regulation of intracellular pH; proton export across plasma membrane. The record is from RefSeq and is a predicted model, not a curated record. The transcript is spliced from 2 exons. Bases 1 to 2922 code for a protein of 973 amino acids. Gene Ontology annotation, molecular function: P-type proton-exporting transporter activity; ATP binding; ATP hydrolysis activity. Gene Ontology annotation, cellular component: plasma membrane.